Somion occarium is the source of this 4811-nucleotide messenger RNA. The record is from the annotation of a GenBank genome assembly. NCBI's taxonomy places the organism in Eukaryota, Fungi, Basidiomycota, Agaricomycetes, Polyporales, Cerrenaceae.
GAAAGCACAGAAGCACAGCCGAUGCAAACUUCUCCGCGCAUGGUAUAAAUCAGUGAGUGGUAUCGGUAGAGGGUAUAAGUAGAAACUCGUGAGAUGGGUGAUUAGGCGAGACGUUAUAUGUUGUCGCCUGGAGCCUGCUCACCGACGCCCUUGAGUUGAACGUUCUACACGAGGCACUCAGACGCGAUCGGGAAAGUUCAUUAAUUGUCACGCAUCACAACACGUGUGGGGAAGUCACACUGCUAUCCUGGGGAAGGUCGCGCCGAUUACGAGGCUCGAGCUCCUUGACACUACCCGCCUUUUCCUCCUCACCGUUCCCCACGUUCCCCACCAAUGUCGGGCGACCAGCCUGUCAAUGCUAUCCGUAACGGUGUCGAGCCUUUCGCAUACCCUUCCAGCUCCUCCAGCGAGAGUUCCCUUCAAGUGGGUGCUUCUGGCUUCAAUGUUGCUCGUGUAAAGCGUGUUAUGGAGAAGACUGCAGACACUCUGAACAGGAGCAGAUCGCUGCUGUCUCAAAGCCAGCCUUCCCUUCCGAUAAUGCCCUCGGCUCACCGACGUUUUCUGACCAGAGGCAAGGGAAAAGAGAGAGCUUCAAAUGAUGAUGAUCUGUCUACGGCGCAGUCACAAACGCUUAGUGGUAUUACCACAACUUCUGUUCUUCGAAGGACAAGUGGACGGGUGCCCGCUUCUCAUUCGAAUGACGAUUCUCCAUUCAUAACGCCGAAGUCUCCUCCCUUUGGCCCUACUAGAUCUAUGUUUAAUAUAUUCCGAGGAGACGGAUCUAUGCGUGCCGGUACUCAAACCCUCAUCCAAGCAUUGCAAGCGAUGCCUUGGUCUGAAGACCAGGACAAUGACGAUGACAUUGUGAACCACGGGGCUCUUCCCUCAGAACCUGAGAGCGAUGAUGAGGAUAAACCUGCAAACUGGCUCACUUCCUCGAUACACACCAUCUACCGGCCUGUGGCUCGUUCACGCCGGAGAGAUAAAGCAGGUGAUACCAAGGGUCGUAAACAGAGGAUGCCGAGUGUCAUAGACACUGACGAGGAGCUACCCAUUGAGGGCCCUAUUCUGUCUGAUGAAGAGGCCGAAGGAGACUUUGAACCAGACAGGGAAGGCUCUCCGGAUCGUAGUGCCUUGAACAGGCAUAGGGGAGUCACCCCCUUACCCUCUUUGCCGGAACUCGAUGCGCCAGAGCCCUCGCUAGCAAGAUCACAUCCUGCACGUUCCGGAAGUAUGGCUACCGUGAAAGUAGAGCGUCGAGCCAGAUUGGCAGAGAAGCUGCGGGAUAUCUUUGAUCUCAAGGACCUGCAGCAAGUCAUAUCUGAAAUGCCAUGCUGGCUUUUAAGAUCAGUCCUUUUACAGGGCUACAUGUAUCUCACCGACUCCUACCUAUGUUUCUUUGCGCACCUGCCAUCCCGAGAGGACCAAGUCCUCAAAUCUGGCGCCCUGAGCAAACGAGCCCAGCGCACUAAACGAUGGAUCAAACAUUGGUUCGUUCUGAAGAAUGAUGUACUCUCAUGGUACCAAUCGUCCUCCGAUCCUUACUUCCCACACGGUGUUGUGGACUUGCGAUAUGCGCUGACAUGUGAACCUACCGGUGAAAGGGACAUCCGCCUUCGCACAAAUCAGAAGACAAUAAGACUUUCCGCCGAUUCAGUUCCAAGUCGGGACGAAUGGGUGAAGGCUAUUCGGAAGGUGAUGUUCAAAGCUCAAAACAUGGGUGAUAGUGUGAAGAUUGCAAUUCCUUACUCCGCCAUUGUUGACGUUGAAAGGUCCUCCGCUAUGGAUUUCAGUGAAACAAUCGAGAUUAAGGUGAUGGAUCGGGGCGAAAGCUAUUCUGUUGAUUCAUACUUCUUUGCAUAUUUCCAUGACCUAUCUGCAGCCCUUGAACAGAUACGCGACGCCGUCCGUGCCUCCCGUGACAUUCCAGCAAGCUCAGUAACACCGCCAGUCAUCGAUACUACUGUCUCUCGCUCUCCUAGUGCCCUUCAGUCUGCUAUAGACCGGACGCCAGUUGUAACAUCGCCAGAAUCCAUGCCGAAAUCGCCAUCAUAUACUGCUAGAUUGCCGUCUCUUACCUCUUUCCUUCGUCCCUUCCAGGAAUCCUUCCCGCCGUCGCGCACUCUAAGUGCACCGGAACAUACACAGAAUCAAUCAGAAGAGUUCACUUACGUGUCAAAACGAAGCAGUUCUUCGUUCAUUCCGAUAACCACUUCUCCAGAACAAAGCUUCGUUGUUAAUCAAGAUCCACUACCUCGCCUGGCAGUGGCGUCGCAUGCAUCGUCGGCAAGCGUGACGCCAACGGCUUCAACAUACCUGAGUACUCAUACAUAUCCUCCGUCAUCUUGGUCAUCACCACCGACACUUCAAUUAGGUUCACAUUCCCGGGAAACUAGCGCAAGUUCAUGGAGUGUCGGUGUCCCGUCUUGGCUCAAGAUCCCUUCUCGUCGUACUUUUGGCAAUCCGUUCAGCUCCCUCAGCUCAAGACCAACGCUGGAGCAUUCAGCAUCAAUGCCAGGUUCAGGUAGUAGCGGAAAGGUUUCAGAGGUUCUUUCGUCAAGUAGCUUCCCUCUCAGUAGCAGCAGCUCUGGCGACUAUGGGUUCUUCAGUAUUUUGGAAGCUCCGGAAGCUGCGGUUGAACCUGAAAUCGUCGAGAAAUUCCACAGCUCAUUCGCGUUGGACGAAAAGGAGACCCUUCUUGGAUAUUUUUCGGGCUACAUAUUUAGAUUAUUGCCGAUUUAUGGUCGUCUCUACAUCUCUACGAACCACUUUUGCUUCCGAUCGUCUGGUCCUUUGACAUCUAGGACAAGGAUGAUAUUGCCUAUUCGCGACGUUUUAUCUACAGAACCAUCCAAGGCUUUCCGGUUUGGCCACCACGGACUUGUCGUCAUUGUUCGCGGCCAUGAGGAGCUAUUCUUCGAAUUUGCGGAUGAAGAACGACGAACUGCAUUUGUGGCACUAUUGGAGAGACAGAUGGAGGCUGCUCGGCUGCGAUCUGCGUCAGGCGAGACUCAUCCAUCAAGUAACGGCCAACGUGAAGCCCUCAUACUGGAAGAAUUUGGCCCAAGCACCCAUCGCCUUACUGACUCAGCUAUUCAAGACGAGCCUGAUGACCUCACCGAGUCUGUUCCAGCCGUGAUGUUUACUUCGCAGUCGUCGACAUUCUUGACCUUCAAACCUAAAGAGCCUCUACACUUCACCUUCUUGACAAUUGGCUCAAGGGGUGAUGUUCAACCGUAUAUCGCUCUUGCCAAAGGACUGAUGGCCGAUGGACACUCCUGUCGAAUAGCAACACAUGGCGAGUUCAAAGAGUGGAUUGAAUCUCAUGGCAUUGAGUUUGGAUAUGUCGGCGGUGAUCCAGCGGAACUCAUGAGAAUCUGCGUGGAGAAUGGCAUGUUCACUGUGUCGUUUCUGAAGGAGACGAUGCAAAAGUUCCGUGGAUGGCUAGAUGAUUUACUUAAGACAUCGUGGGAAGCCUGCCAAGGAACUGAUGUGAUCGUUGAGAGUCCAAGUGCUAUGGGUGGAUUCCACAUCGCAGAAGCCCUUCGGGUACCAUAUUUCAGAGCUUUUACCAUGACAUGGAGUCGAACUAGGGCGUAUCCGCAUGCUUUUGCCGUACCAGAACACAAGAUGGGAGGGAACUACAAUUAUAUGUCUUACGUCGUAUUCGACCAAGUGUUCUGGAGGGCAACAGCUGGCCAGAUCAACCGUUGGCGUCGGAAUCUGCUGGGUCUUCCAAGCACUAGUCUGGAUAAGAUGGAGCCACAUAAAGUGCCCUUUUUGUACAACUUCAGUCCUGUUGUUGUCCCACCCCCAUUGGAUUGGCCAGAAUGGAUUCGAAUCACAGGUUAUUGGUUUUUGAAUGACGCGAAUGUUGGAGCGAGCAAAUGGGCACCUUCCCCAGGACUUGUGGAAUUCAUAGAUUCCGCUCAUCAAGCUGGGAAGAAAGUUGUGUACAUUGGCUUUGGAAGUAUUGUUGUGUCGGAUCCUAAGGGUAUGACGCGUACAGUGGUCGAUGCAAUAAUACAAAGCGGCGUAUACGCCAUACUCUCGAAGGGCUGGUCGGAUCGCCUCGUGAAGACAUCUGUUGAGGAGCCAGAAUCCUCAGAACCGCUUCCCAAACAAAUAUACCCUAUCACUUCUAUACCACAUGACUGGCUAUUCAAUCGAAUCGAUGCGGCUUGUCAUCACGGUGGCGCGGGGACCACAGGCGCGAGCUUGAGAGGUCCCGGGGAUUCCAACAAUCAUCAAACCCUUCUUUGGUGAUCAGUUCUUCUGGGCCGACAGGGUAGAGGCCCUUGGCAUUGGAACCGGCGUCCGCAAACUCACAGUGACAACUCUAUCGGAAGCGCUUGUCGCUGCAACUACAGACCAAAAACAGAUACAUCGUGCAAAGGUAGUUGGCGAGAGCAUCCGAGCGGAGAAUGGCGUGGCUACUGCAAUUGAAGCAAUCUAUCGGGAUCUUGAGUAUGCCCGCUCUCUGAUCAAGGGCAUAGUAGCAAAGGAUGAGAGUCGCUCCGACAGAUUCGAUGAUGAGCGUGAUACUAUUCGCGAGCAGGGGCUAUCUGCAUCCACUUCGCGUUCGCGAAGGCUGUCAGGCGAAAGCUCUCGAGGCGCUACGAGUGACUGGAGUGUGAUUUCAGACCAAGAGGACUCGCCGGUGACACCCUAGUUCAAGCAGUUGUUUUAUUUGUUGUGUGGGAUUUCCUGGGAUAUGUGCUGUAUAAUUAGAGCUGUGUUACAUAGUUGCUUCUUGGUUGUAAUGCUCGUCAAAUAUACGUUUGCUAAAUGUGCCGAACGUGUCAGAAGCA